GUCAGGCUACUUUUGGGCUAAGAAUAAAGAGACAGUUGUCCAGACUCUGUCCCUGUGUGUUCAUGGAAGCCUUCUCUGUAUUUGUUGGCAAAUUUAGGGGUUCCACCAGAUAAUCUUUGACACCUUAGUCCUGCAGAGAUGAUCAAUUUCUUACAUGUAAAUAGAAUUUCAAAGUUGGAAGAGAUCUCAAGUUUUCUUAGUCCAGUUUAUAAAAUACUUUUAUGUUCUUUAUAUCAUCUUCACAAUUACUUAUUAAGCUCUUACACCAUCAUGAUUAGACACUAGAAAUAGUGUCUUGUUCUUUUCUCUGAAGAUGAAUAGAAUAAGACUGUAUAGGUUCAUUUAGUCAAUAAAAUUGAUUAAGCACCUUUGUGCCAGGCAGUUUUAGCUGCUUCAGAUACAAAAUGAUUACAACUUGUCUUUGACCUUGGAGUUGCAUGUCUGCAAACCCUGCCAUUGAGGACAGCUGAGUGUAUUAAAGGGUUUGAUUUGGGCGUGAUAGAUCCUGACUUAUCUGUAAGAUUAGGUAAGAAAUGGUAUGUAUCCAACAGACUUUUUGGGGUGUAUCCUGGCAAGAUCCCAAUUCUUGUCCAUCCAAUCUUCAAAUUCUAUAAUUGAUGGGAGGGCACUGUGGGAACAGUUAUUGUACCCUUGUGGCUGCUCUUUAGGAGUGUAAAUUGUAAAUCCUCAGUAAAACACAAAAGAAAGGAAGGGACAGGAGUAUCGCCAGAGACAGGUCGUGUUUAAACUUGAACUUCUGAAUGGGUCACUCUUUCGCAGGUUUACAGUUGCACUAACCAGAUUAUGUGCUCCACUGGGCAACUUGAAUGGCCCCUCUACCACUCCCUUCCCUCAGCUCCAUGAACCCAAAUGGGCAAAUUAAAUACUAAGUAACUGUCGGGUGCUUUAUCAGUGUAAGAGUGAGAGCCCUGGUUGACUUGCAAAACUGCUCGGCUCCAGAAUAGGAAGGGUGGGGAGUGCAGCACUGACGGGUCUCUUAUCUGACUCUCUGAUGGCAGGAGGGAGAUGACCUCGAUAUUACGGAGCCCUCAGGCUCUCCAGCUUACUCUGGCUCUGAUUAAGCCUGAUGCAGUUGCUCACCCACUGAUUCUGGAGGCUGUUCAUCAGCAGAUUCUGAGCAACAAGUUCCUUAUUGUACGAAUGAGAGAACUUCUGUGGAGAAAGGAAGAUUGCCAGAAGUUUUACCAAGAGCAUGAAGGGCGUUUUUUCUAUCAGCGGCUGGUGGAGUUCAUGGCCAGUGGGCCAAUCCGAGCCUACAUCCUCGCCCACAAGGAUGCCAUCCAGCUCUGGAGGACAGUGAUGGGACCCACCAGAGUGUUUCGAGCACGCCACGUGGCCCCAGAUACAAUUCGUGGGAGUUUCGGCCUCACUGACACCCGUAAUACAACCCAUGGCUCAGACUCUGUGGUUUCAGCCAGUAGAGAGAUCGCAGCCUUCUUUCCCGACUUCAGUGAACAGCGCUGGUAUGAGGAAGAGGAGCCCCAGUUGCGCUGUGGCCCUGUGCGCUACAAUCCAGAGGGAGGCAUCCACUUUGCAGCUGGAACAGGAGGCCCAGGGCCAACCUGACGCAGGCCUGUUGGUCUGUGAAGAGUGAUGGCGUUGCCCAGCCUUUUCUCGCAGACCUCUGGUCCAGAGCAUUCUCCUAGGACCAGGGAGGCCUGGGGCUCAUUGUGCCAUCUCUGCUGGGCACCGCCACCUGCAUAAGAGCCUAGCUCCUCACUGCUACCUCUUCUAGAAUCUAACUCUCUAUCUACCUCUUCUCUGGAAUGUUCAUGGGUGGUUCAGAGGAAUGAUGGCUCCUUUUUUUCUGAGAACUGUUCAUCCUUUUUCAAGGAGGAGCUUGCCUAACUGACUUGCCUGAAAAAUGCAGUGACCGUAUUAGCAACAUUUGGUCUAUUUUCCUUAAUAAAAGUCAGUAUUCUACUGAAUCCUGCAGGCUGGGAGCACUACUCUAUGUACUGUCUCUCUAUCCCUAACUGGAAUAAUUAAAUCUGUCCUGAAGUCAAGUUUCUGGUCUAUGCUAAGUAAAGAGAGAAUUGUGGGACUUGCCUAGUAGCGCAGUGGUUAAGAAUCCGCCUGCCAAUGCAGGGGACACAGGUUCGAGCCCUGGUGCGGGAAGAUCCCACAUGCUGCGGAGCAACUAAGCCCGUGCGCCAUAAUUACUGAGCCUGUGCUCUAGAGCCCGCGAGCCACAACUACUGAGCCCACAUGCCACAACUACUGAAGCCCACGCGCCUAGAGCCUGUGCUCUACAACAAGAUGAAGCCACCACAAUGAGAAGCCUGUGCACUGCAACGAAGAGUAGCCCCCGCUCGCUGCAACUAGAGAAAGCCUGCGCACAGCAACGAAGACCCAAUGCAGCCAAAAAUAAAUAAAUAAAAUAAAUUAAUUUUUUUAAAAAAAGGGAGAAUCGUGAAGAAAUCUCCCAGGAGGUUCACACACAGUGUGCAGCUUAUGUAGUGCAUGAGGCACCCAGUGACAGAGCUGACUGUGGGCUCAAAUCCAUGCUGUGCCCCUGGCACAGGGCUGCAUCCUGGAAGAAGGGGCACCUUUCAUUUGAACAAAAGUAUGUCUGCCCAGUAGAGGCAUAUUGUUAUGACUCACUUUUUUUUCUGAUUUGCACAAAGCCACUAAAGCUAGCCAUGUCUCUGCUGUAGCUGAGGAUGACAGUUAUCUAUUGCUGCAUGACAAAUCACCUCAAGAUUUUGUGGCUUAAAACAAUGACUUAGAGACGUCACUGGUGGUCCAGUGGUUAAGAAUCCGCCUUCCAAUGCAGGGGAGAUGGGUUCGAUCCCUGGUCGGGGAACUAAGAUCCCACAUGCCAUGCAGCAAUUAAGCCCGCGCACCCCAACUACUGAGCCCAUGCGCCACAACUAGAGACCCCACGUGCCACAAACUACAGAGCCCACGUGCUCUGGAGCCCGCGCUCCACAACUACAGAGCCCACGCACCACAACUAGAGAGAAGCCCAUGUGCUAUAACAAAGAGCCUGCGUGCUGCAGUGAAAGAUCCCAUGUGUCACAACUAAGACCUGACACAGCCAAAAAUAAAUAAAUAAAUAAAUAUUAAAAAACAACAACAAUAAAAACGAUUCAUUCUUAUGUGU
Messenger RNA from Globicephala melas (long-finned pilot whale), 3127 nucleotides. RefSeq names its product NME/NM23 nucleoside diphosphate kinase 6 (gene NME6). Gene Ontology annotation, molecular function: nucleoside diphosphate kinase activity. The record is from RefSeq and is a predicted model, not a curated record. Gene Ontology annotation, biological process: UTP biosynthetic process; negative regulation of mitotic nuclear division; CTP biosynthetic process. Gene Ontology annotation, cellular component: mitochondrion. Lineage: Eukaryota; Metazoa; Chordata; Mammalia; Artiodactyla; Delphinidae.